Molecule: messenger RNA, 129 nt
Organism: Colletotrichum costaricense
Lineage: Eukaryota; Fungi; Ascomycota; Sordariomycetes; Glomerellales; Glomerellaceae
Exons: 1
Coding region: 1-129 (42 amino acids)
Source: RefSeq, a predicted model, not a curated record
AUGCCACGUUCCUUCGGGUCACCGUCCUCCCCCCCUCCCCAGUCUCCCCCAGCUUUCCAACCCCAGACGAGGGCUGUCACGCUGGGUACGGAGAGAUCGACAGACAAGAAGUUCGACCGCGCCAUCUGA